AUGGAUCCAGAGAAGGACGUCAAGACCGACUCGGAAGUAUCGUCGGUUGUGGAGGCGACGCAGGUGCUUGAGAAGGACAUCACAGAGAUUGAUCUCGAUGAGAAGGUGGCAGACCAGCCUCAAAAGACAUCCCCUCAGCAGGCCGUGCAUCAGUCGCGCAAGCUCGAAUUCGACACAGGAGAGGAGCAUCUGAACUUUAGGCAUCAUUGGUGGCAGCUAUGGCUUCCCAAGGAUCCGCCACCCCCUGCGCCCAAGUCCUUGGCCGAUGCACAGGUCAUUCCCAUGGUUUAUGCGUCUAUCUUCUCGAUCUUGACCUAUACGUGGAUCAACCCGCUCAUGACGCUCGGCUACCAACGCACACUGCAAGCGACGGACCUGUGGAAGGUGGAUGAGUCUCGCGAGUCCGGCAACCUUGGGUCGCAGCUCGAUGCGGCAUGGGCGCGGCGCGUCAAGGAGGCAGACGAGUGGAACGCGCGCCUUGCGUCCGGUGAGAUCAAGCCAAGCACUUGGACGCGCGCGAAGUGGUUCCUGGCAUGCGCGGGCUUUGGUAGGCGGCGGGCAGAGCGGGAGCGGCAGUGGCGCGAAAAGGACGGGCGGAAGGAGGCGAGCCUCGCGUGGGCGUUGAAUGAUGUGUUUGGCUGGACGUUCUGGACGGGCGGCGCGUUCAAGGUCAUUGGCGAUACAUCGCAACUGAUGGGUCCUCUAAUCGUUCGCGCCAUCAUUAACUUCAGCGAUGCACGGGUCGCAGCGCAAGCACGCGGCGAGCCGCUGCCCCACAUUGGAAGAGGUGUCGGAAUGGCGAUUGGGAUAUUCUGUACGACCGUUACGGCAAGUGUAUGUCAACAUCAGUUCUUCUGGCGCUCCAUGACGACUGGCCUACUAGCUCGGGCGGCAUUGAUCAGCUCUAUCUACAAACGAGGGGUUUCUCUCACAGGCAGAGCUCGUACAAACCUCCCUAACGCGAAACUGGUCACGCAUAUAUCUACCGAUGUCAGUCGCGUGGAUGCCUGCGCACAGUGGUUUGUGAUAACGAUCUGUCUGAUAAUCCUACUAGUCGAGUUGGGCCCUUCUGCCCUAGCAGGAUUCUCGCUGUUCCUCCUGAUAAUUCCCGUACAAGAGCGCGUCAUGUCUUUCCAAUUCGGCAUCGGCAAGAAGACGCUCAAAUGGACGGACAAGCGGUCGAAGCUCAUCUUGGAGGUUCUUGGGGCUAUGCGCGUUGUGAAAUUCUUCUCCUAUGAAGCGCCAUUCCUGAAACGUAUCUACGGGAUGCGGGGUGCCGAACUAGAAGGCAUCAGGAAGAUCCAGUUCGCGCGUUCGGCCAACAUUGCCUCAGCGUACUCGGUCCCUGUUUUGGCUGCGACUUUGUCUUUUGUGACAUAUACGUCAACCAGCCACUCAUUCAACGUAGCGAUCAUCUUCUCGUCAUUAUCCCUAUUUAACCUUCUACGGCAACCUCUCAUGUUCCUUCCUCGUGCGCUCUCUGCCACCACCGACGCGCAGAAUGCAUUGGAGCGUUUGAAGGACCUCUUCCAUGCCGAAUUGAUGGAUGGCGAGCCGUUCGCCGUCAACCCAGUGCAGGAGCCUGCAUUGCUCGUCGAGGACGCGACUUUCGAAUGGGAGGAAAGCUUGGGUAACCGAGAGAUGAUUGAGAACGCCAAGGUCACGGAGAAGGCUGCUGCCAUAGCCCAAGCAGGGGCUCCCUUCCAGGUCCGUGACAUCAACAUGUCGGUUCCCAGAGGCUCCCUAGUGGCUGUCGUCGGGUCCGUAGGCAGUCUACUCCAAGGCCUGAUCGGAGAGAUGCGGAAGAUCCGUGGUAACGUUACGUUUGGAGGCAAGGUGGCUUACUGCUCGCAAACAGCUUGGAUACAAAAUGCUACGAUGCAAGAGAACAUCUUGUUCGGACAACCGUUUGAGGAGGAGAGAUAUUGGAAAGCUGUUGAGAACGCAUCACUGCUUCCUGAUCUUGAGGUUCUUCCGGAUGGCGAUUUGACAGAGAUCGGCGAGAAGGGCAUCAAUUUGAGUGGUGGCCAAAAGCAACGUGUGAACAUCGCAAGAGCAUUGUAUUAUAAUGCCGAUACCGUCAUCUUCGACGACCCUCUUUCUGCUGUUGAUGCGCAUGUGGGGAAGGCUCUUUUCGCCGAUGCCAUCCUGGGAGCCCUACGAUCGAACGGCAAAACAAUCAUACUUGUCACUCAUGCGCUGCAUUUCCUAUCGCAAUGUGAUUACAUCUACACGAUCAAGGAUGGGCGCAUUGAAGAACAAGGGACGUUCAACGAACUUAUCAGUAAUGAUCGUGUAUUUUCGCGUCUUAUCGGCGAAUUCGGUGGAACGGCAAGCAAGGAUGAAGACUCAGAGGCACCCCAGGGCCAGGAAAUACAAGCAGUCGAUGAGGACAAAAUCAAGGCUGAAUCGGCGAAGCGUGCUGUCGCAGGCACAGGAAAGUUGGAAGGCAGGCUGAUCGUGCCAGAAAAGAGAACGACGGGAUCCGUAAGCUGGAAAGUAUACGGAGACUACCUCAAAGCAGGAAGAGGAUACAUAACUUUCCCUACCCUCCUCAUCCUAAUCGUUUUCAUGCAAGGAUGUACGAUCAUGAACAGCUAUACUCUGAUUUGGUGGGAGGCAAAUCGCUGGGAUAGUCCAAAUUCGGUCUACCAGAUCAUGUAUGCUUGCUUGGGCAUUGGACAGGCCUUUUUUACAUUCGCCGUAGGUGCGACGAUGGACGUCAUGGGCUUCUUCGUCUCGCACAAUCUACAUCACCAGUCGAUACGGAACAUUUUCUAUGCCCCAAUGUCUUAUUUCGAUACGACACCAACAGGGCGCAUUCUCAGUAUCUUCGGAAAGGAUAUUGAAAAUAUCGAUAAUCAGUUACCUGUCAUUCUUACGAUCGCCAAUGUGAUUGGGAGCGUGACAAUUAUCACUGUGCUAGAGCAUUACUUUAUCAUCGCUGUCGUUGCAAUCGCUUGCGGGUAUAAUUACUUUGCUCUAUUCUAUCGUGCAAGUGCCAGAGAGCUGAAACGUAUCGAUUCGAUGCUACGAUCAAUCUUAUACGCGCAUUUCGCAGAAUCGCUGUCGGGCUUGCCGACAAUACGUAGUUAUGGAGAGAUCCAUCGUUUCCUCAAGGACAAUGAAUACUACGUUGACCUGGAAGAUCGCGCUGCAUUUUUGACGGUUACAAAUCAGAGUAGAUGGCUGGCUAUUCGCCUGGAUUUCAUGGGCGGUCUACUGAUAUUCAUAGUUGCAAUGCUAUCCGUGUCUGAUGUUUCUGGUAUCAAUCCGGCCCAGAUCGGUCUGGUCCUCACUUAUUCCACCGCACUCGUACAACUGUGUGGUAUGGUUACGAGACAGUCAGCUGAAGUUGAGAACUAUAUGAGCUCCGUAGAGCGCGUCCUCGAAUACAGCCGAGGCGACAGGAUAGAUCAGGAAGCACCGCACGAGAUCAAGGAUCACAAACCUGUUGCCGAAUGGCCCGACCGCGGCGCCAUAGAGUUCAACAAUGUCGUCAUGAGGUACAGGCCAGGGCUGCCUUUCGUCCUUAAGGGCCUGUCUUUGAGCAUCAAAGGCGGCGAGAAAAUUGGUGUCGUUGGAAGGACUGGUGCAGGGAAAUCCACCUUGAUGCUGGCUCUGUUCCGCAUCGUGGAACUAACAUCCGGGUCGAUUACCGUCGAUGGCAUCGAUAUUUCAAAGAUCGGCUUGAAGGACCUAAGGUCUAAGAUCUCUAUCAUACCUCAAGAUGUACGGACCAUCCGGUCAAAUUUGGACCCUUUUGACCAAUAUAACGACGCGCGCCUCUGGGACGCCCUGCGCCGCUCCUUCCUUGUAGAGUCAGCGAAAGGCGGCCUCGGCAACGACGGUAUAGAGACGCCCUCCGCUGGUGGCCGUUUCAACCUCGAGACCGUCAUCGAGCCUGAGGGCGCUAACCUGAGUGUCGGGGAGCGCAGCCUCCUCAGCCUGGCGCGUGCGCUAGUGAAGGACAGCCAAGUCGUUGGUGACGCCUCCGUCGACCUAGAGACAGAUGCAAAGAUUCAGCAGACAAUUCAGACCCAGUUCAGUCAUAAGACGCUACUCUGCAUCGCCCACCGUCUGCGCACCAUCAUCUCGUACGACCGUAUCCUGGUUCUCGACUCCGGGAACAUCGCUGAAUUCGACACGCCGCUGAACCUUUUCCACACCCCAGGCAGCAUUUUCCGCGGAAUGUGCGAGAGAAGCGGUAUCACGGCGGGGGAGAUCGAAAAGGCACUCCUCAGGUCGCAGGUCUUGUAGACACGACCCUCACUUCUUCACGUCGCAUAGAUACGGUAACCCGACUGCCUAUAGAGGUUCCCAUUUAGAACGGAGAGCCGGGGUGUUCCGCAAACGUAACUAGAAAUUCGAAAGUAAAUUUUGACGUUCGGCC
This is a messenger RNA of Postia placenta MAD-698-R-SB12, 4393 nucleotides long. RefSeq lists its product as hypothetical. Lineage: Eukaryota; Fungi; Basidiomycota; Agaricomycetes; Polyporales; Adustoporiaceae. The record is from RefSeq and is a predicted model, not a curated record. The transcript has 42 exons. Gene Ontology annotation, cellular component: membrane. The coding region runs from base 1 to 4260 and encodes 1419 amino acids. Gene Ontology annotation, biological process: transmembrane transport. Gene Ontology annotation, molecular function: ATP binding; ABC-type transporter activity; ATP hydrolysis activity.